CAAAUAAUUAUUAAUAUAAGUAAUCCCGUGUAUUCCCCUCGACGCAGAGGCAGUUGGAGGCUUGGAGCUGGUCACAUAGAUCCCCUAAUCCUUCAACCGCUCAAAUUCCGUCUCUGCAAAUUCGUCUCAUUAUCUUGAAAUCGUUUAUUGUUGUUGUUUCUCGUGUGGAAAUUACUCGUUUCUCACCUUUCGUUGAUAUAUAUUCCGUCGAACAUUGGAAACUCUUCAUCGUUAAUCUCCGCACAUUCGUUGGAAAAUCCCUUUCUAUCAGUUGAGUCUGCAGAGAGGUUUGAUACGUUACCUGGAUUGAGGAUUCUUGCGAUGAUUUUAGUUUAUAUUGGAUUCGGAAGAGAGGUUUACGUUUUCCGUGUUGCAGAAGGUGGUUUCGGAACGGGAAACCGUAUCGUAGAAUGUUGAAUUUCGUUGGCUUUUGAUUCGAUCCUUAAUUCAAGGGUUUUCCGGCGGAAGUAGGGUUUGCUUUCGGAAUUGAGAGAGGAAUUUGCUCUUUGUUUCGGUUUUGGUUAUCGUUUAAUUGCUGAUAGGGAGGAUGAUUAUCAAACGGAAUUUGAAAUCCAAAAUGCCUACUCUCAAGCGGUGCAAAGUAGGAGAGCCUGGUUUUGAAGACGACGAGAGUCCAGGGGUUCCAAAGAAACGGAAGAUGAAUGGGUAUUGCCCGCUCGAUCUGCUUGGCGAGGUCGCCGCCGGCAGAAUUCCGUUAACUGGUUUUGGAUUUCGUCGAAGGUUUGGUGAUGACGGCGAGGAGUUUAGCAGUGUCGCAGCAUCGUGGUGCACUGAAGUCUCCUACUGCCCCGGUGACGUGGAAUCUGAACCAAGGAGACGAGAUGGUUGGGGAGUGAAGAAUCAUACUGCAGAGGUUUUCCGUCCACCACUAGUCAAAACGGCUAGAGGUCGCGUUCAGGUACUACCUUCUCGUUUCAACGACUCGGUUCUCGAUCCUUGGAAGAAGGAGAAGACCAAAACCAUUGCCCCUGAACGCAUCUUCACAACUGAGACACCAUUAUGCAAAAAGGAGAAAUUUAACUGUAAAAUUCCAAAAUUCGAAAACCGGAUCACCAAGAAACAACGCAAGGAGGAUAAAUUCACGUGGCAAAGCCCCAAACUUGCUCCAUUGUACAAGGAAGAAGAAGAAGAAGAAGAGGAGGACGGAGAAGAAGAAGAAGAAGAAGAAGAAGAAGAAGAAGAGGAAGAGGAAGACGAAGAAAUGGGAAAUUUGGGGUUCAAGAGUUUUGAUAUUAGGAAGUAUUCUAGCUCCCGUAGCUCUCUUACAUCUCUUCACGAGCCGCUGACCGAAGUUGAGAAGUCUCCACCCUGGAUAAAGGUAGAAGAGCCUAUCAGGAAUUUUGACGUGACAUGCAUAGGUAGGUCGUUAAAGGAGAACAAUGAGAAACGAAAGGGCAUCUACCGGCCGGAGGACUUUGUUCUGGGUGAUAUAGUUUGGGCAAAAUCGGGAAAGAGAUAUCCUGCAUGGCCUGCUAUAGUCAUUGAUCCGAUGUUGCAAGCUCCUGAAAGAGUCUUGAAUUCCUGUGUUGCCGGAGCAAUUUGUGUAAUGUUCUUCGGAUUCUCUGGAAAUGGAAUAGAAAGGGACUAUGCGUGGGUAAAGCAUGGGAUGAUUUUUCCAUUUGUAGAUUAUCUGGACAGAUUUCAGGGGCAGACUCAGUUGCACAAGAGCAAGCCCAGUGAUUUUCGGAUGGCUAUAGAGGAGGCAUUUUUGGCAGAACAUGGUUUUAUGGAGGUGUUGACAGAAGAGGCAAGCACAGUGGCUACGCAGUCAGCUUACCAACAGUCUAUUCCCAGAGGUGCUCAAGAGGCCACUGAUUCAAAUCAGGAUCAGGAAUGUAACUCUCAGAACAAGGAUGUGCUUGAGAAAAAGAGAGGCGCACGACUGUGUGAUGGUUGUGGUUUGAGCCUACUGAAAACUAUGAAGAAAAAGAAGAGUUCAGAUCUUAAAUCCCAGUUUUUAUGCAAACAUUGUACUACGUUGCUAAAAUCAAAACAAUAUUGUGGCAUAUGCAAGAAGAUUUGGCAUCACUCUGAUGGUGGGAGUUGGGUUCGCUGUGAUGGAUGUAAAGUUUGGGUUCACGCAGAAUGUGACAAAAUUUCCAGCAAUCUUUUCAAGGAUCUUGAAGACACUGACUAUUAUUGUCCCGAUUGCAAAGCAAAGUUUAACUUUGAAUUAUCAGAUUCAGAAAUAUGGGAGACAAAACAAAGAUCUAACAAAAACACUGGGCAAUUACUCCUUCCGGACAAGAUAACUGUUGUGUGCAGUGGCAUCGAAGGGACAUAUAUUCCAAGUCUUCAUUUAGUUGUGUGUCGGUGUGGUUCAUGUGGAACAGAGAAGCGAUCGCUUAGUGAUUGGGAACGGCAUACAGGUUCCAAAAAGAAAAACUGGAAGACCAGUGUUAAAGUGAAAGGUCCAAUGCUACCACUGGAACAAUGGAUGCUGCAAAUUGGAGAGUAUCACGCACAUGGUCUCGUUUCUGUUGCUCCGCUUAAACGGCCUUCUAUGAAGGUCCGGAAGCAGAAGUUGCUUGAUUUCUUGCAAGAAAAUUACGAACCUGUACAAGCCAAGUGGACGACAGAACGGUGUGCUAUUUGUAGAUGGGUCGAGGAUUGGGAUUACAAUAAAAUUAUAAUCUGCAACAGAUGUCAAAUAGCAGUCCACCAAGAGUGCUACGGAGCAAGAAAUGUUCGUGAUUUCACUUCAUGGGUUUGUAGAGCAUGUGAAACACCUGAUGUAAAACGCGAGUGUUGCCUUUGUCCUGUGAAAGGGGGUGCUCUAAAGCCGUCUGAUGUUGAUGAUCUGUGGGUUCAUGUGACAUGUGCGUGGUUUCAACCUGAAGUUUCUUUCUCAAGUGACGAGAAGAUGGAGCCUGCUGUUGGAAUCUUGAGUAUUCCAUCACAUUCUUUUGUGAAGGUUUGUGUGAUCUGUAAGCAAAUGCAUGGUUCCUGCACACAGUGUUGCAAGUGUUCCACAUAUUAUCAUGCAAUGUGCGCAUCCAGAGCAGGGUAUCGCAUGGAGUUGCACUGUUUGGAGAAAAAUGGGAGACAGGUCACAAAAAUGGUCUCAUAUUGUGCUUAUCACAGGGCUCCAAAUCCAGAUACUGUUUUAAUUAUACAGACACCAAUAGGGGUCUUCUCUGCCAAAAGCUUGCUUCAAAAUAAGAAGCGGACUGGUUCAAGGCUAAUUUCAUCCAACAGGACAGAAGUUCUAGAGGAUUCAGCCUCGGAGAUGGAUCAAUUUGAGCCAUCAUCUGCUGCAAGGUGCCGGAUCUUUAAAAGAUCAAAACAUAAGAGGACUGGAGAAGAGGCAAUAGCACUACAAGUAAAGGGGCCAUGUCAUCAUCCGUUAGACACCAUAGAAUGCUUGAAUACGUUUAGGGAAGAGAAGGAUCCCAAAUCUUUUUCAACAUUUAAGGAACGGCUUCAACACUUACAGAGAACCGAAAAUGAGAGAGUUUGCUUUGGUAGAUCCGGCAUACAUGGAUGGGGUCUCUUUGCUCGUCGAAAUAUUCAAGAGGGAGAAAUGGUUCUUGAGUAUCGUGGUGAACAGGUGAGACGCAGUGUUGCAGAUCUAAGGGAAGCACGCUACCGGUUGGAAGGCAAAGACUGCUAUCUAUUUAAGAUCAGUGAAGAAGUAGUGGUUGAUGCCACAGAUAAAGGGAACAUAGCACGCUUAAUAAACCAUUCUUGCAUGCCCAACUGCUAUGCAAGGAUUAUGAGCGUCGGUGAUGAUGAGAGCCGGAUUGUGCUAAUUGCAAAGACAAAUGUUUCUUCCGGCGAUGAGCUAACUUACGAUUACUUGUUCGAUCCUGAUGAAUGUGAUGAGUUCAAGGUUCCCUGCCUCUGUAAAGCACCCAACUGUCGGAAAUUCAUGAAUUAGCUUACAUACUUGCCAUUGUUUCUCCAAAUGGAGCACUGACCCCCACCCCUCCCUUUUGCAAGAUCUGAGUUUUAUUUGCCUGAGUAUUUAUUUUCUUUUCCAUUUCUUUGAUAAAUCUUUUAAGCUUAAUAAAAGCUCAAAAUUUCUUCUUUUUUUUU
This is a messenger RNA of Telopea speciosissima, 4059 nucleotides long. RefSeq names its product histone-lysine N-methyltransferase ATX4-like. Gene Ontology annotation, molecular function: protein binding. The record is from RefSeq and is a predicted model, not a curated record. Lineage: Eukaryota; Viridiplantae; Streptophyta; Magnoliopsida; Proteales; Proteaceae. Gene Ontology annotation, biological process: regulation of transcription by RNA polymerase II.